AUGUAUUAUGUAAAUAAACAAAUAACUAAAAUAUUUGAACGUUUGCUUAAUUCACAUUGUAAAUAUAAUUCAAUUAAUAAUUUAAUAUCAUCAUCAAGAAAAUCUCGUAUUUUAUAUCGAAUUAAUCAAGAAAAACUUAAGAAAUAUCAUUCUCAAUAUAAUUCAAAAUAUAAUAAUGAACAUUUUAUAUCAAGAGAAAACACAAAUUUCUAUAUUGAAGAAAAAACAAAAAAUCCGAUAAUACCAACAAUAAAAAUCUUAUCGAAAAGAAUAAUUAGUCAAAAGACAAUAAGUACACAAACGGAAUUUAAUAAAAAAAUUGAUUUAUCCACAGACGUGAUUGAUCAAUCUGUAAAUACUUUAUCAAUUAUUCCCAAAAUAAGAAGUAAUUAUUACAAUGAAGAAGAUACUGCACCAGUAAAUUCCUUAUCAUCAUCAUUUUCCUCUUCGUCAUCUAGUACUAAUAAAACAACAAUAAGAAAUUCGAAUUCAUUGAGUACUCAAUUAGAUUUUUACAAUGAAUUAAAUAGAAAAACAACACAAAUGAAAUUUAAUUCGAACCAAAUUCAGAACUCUGAAUUUAAUAAUUAUCCGUUUAAACCGCAUUUAACAAAUUGUCGUGUUUUUAUUCGAUCGAUUGUUCGACAUAUGUUCAAUGAUGAGAUAUCUAAUGAUGAACGAAGAUGA
Messenger RNA from Rotaria sp. Silwood2, 687 nucleotides. Lineage: Eukaryota; Metazoa; Rotifera; Eurotatoria; Philodinida; Philodinidae. The record is from the annotation of a GenBank genome assembly.